Molecule: messenger RNA, 1295 nt
Organism: Biomphalaria glabrata
Lineage: Eukaryota; Metazoa; Mollusca; Gastropoda; Planorbidae
Product: fibrinogen C domain-containing protein 1-like
Exons: 5
Coding region: 509-1222 (237 amino acids)
Source: RefSeq, a predicted model, not a curated record
UAGAAAAAAAAUAACAGAGAUUCUAACGUCUAAUCUAAAACUACAAAUACGAUCGAAUCCUUAUAAAAAAUAUUUCACAUUAAACUCCCCCUAAACAGCGGUCAAAUAGUCCUACCAAGAAUAACUCCUGGGCACUACGGUUAAGGCUGUCCUGUUGUCCAAGGCCAAAGAUUAUUCAGGACCACAAAUGUACAGUUUGUCUAUCAAGUUGGAGAUGGCGCAAAGCACUCCAAAAGUGUGAGCUAAUAAAUUAGGCCAGUCUAAAUCAUGACAAAGAUGACAAGGAAAAAAAAAAUACUACACAAAAUAAAACGCCAAAAAAUGACGUCAUCGUUGUUUGUUAUUCUUUUUUUUUUUCGGAUAAGUUUCACAAAAUGAGAAUCGCUGGUUUACGUUGGGAAAAAAAGGUUGACGCGGCGUCAGUUUGAUUAGCACGUAAGUAGUUAACUUGGUAUACGAAAAGGAGGCCUCGUAGAGAUAUACAGACCUUCCUUUAGAGCUGCUAAUAAUGAGACUGUAUUCAGUUCAAAUUAUGACUUGCCUCCUAACCCUAACCGGAGCUAUACCAAACGGACCCGGACCCGCUGGAAGAAUGUGUCACGUCCCUGAGGCAGGGGAAUGCGUAAAGGGAAUGAAGCCCAGAAGCCACAGGAUCAUUUACUCUUAUGCCAAUUGCGGUCAAGUGUUCUGUGAUACAACAACAAAUGAUGGGGGCUGGAUCAUAUUCCAGAGACGAAUCUUUGGCGAUGUGUCUUUUAACAGAACAUGGGCUGAAUACCAACGUGGAUUCGGAACUUAUUGCACGGACUACUGGUUGGGCUUAGAAACUAUCUCUCUAUUUACAAACAGGCACUAUUACGAGCUGAGAAUUGACAUGCAAAAAGGCAAAAAUGUUCACUAUGCAGUGUACAACACAUUUAAAGUUGGUACCUAUCGUGACAAUUACAGGCUGACAAUAGACUAUUACUCCGGGAACGCGGGAAACGACUUCGUUACACACAGCAACGCAAUGUUUUCCACAAAAGAUAAGGAUAAUGAUGCAUCGGAGUCUAACUGCGCAGAGUUCUUUAAUUCAGGCUGGUGGUUUACAGACUGCUUCACUGAUAAUCUCAACGGCGACUUGAAAAACAGUGAUUGGGGAAUGGGGGUUAUAUGGGCUCCUCUCAUGCCUGAUUUUAAUGGGUCACUUGAUUGGGUUGAAAUGAAAAUGAGAAGAAAAUAGAGAAUGGAGUUAUUGUCGUGUACAUUUGAGAAUCAUUGGAGGAAAAACAAGCAGAUUAAACACUUUAAUUUAA